Sinocyclocheilus rhinocerous is the source of this 486-nucleotide messenger RNA. Its product is annotated as peptidase inhibitor R3HDML-like. The record is from RefSeq and is a predicted model, not a curated record. Lineage: Eukaryota; Metazoa; Chordata; Actinopteri; Cypriniformes; Cyprinidae.
AUGGGUCUUUUUUGGGAUGAGAGACUGGCUAAAUCUGCUGAGUCCUGGCCCGCUCAGUGCAUAUGGGAUCAUGGACCGUCUCAUGAUUUGCGACACAUUGGACAGAACCUGUCCAUGAUCUCUGGAAGAUACAGAUCAAUCAUUGACCUGGAAAGGUCCUGGUAUGAUGAAAGACACUAUUUCUCCUACCCCAAUAGAUGCAGUGGCUCUGUCUGCACACACUACACUCAGGUGGGUCUCCAAUAUAGCAAUAAGAUCGGGUGUGCUGUUAGAAGAUGUUCAAACAUUGUUUUGGGAAGUAUGUGGAAACAGGCCACCUUACUGGUUUGCAACUAUUCUAUCAAGGGGAACUGGGUUGGAGAGGCUCCAUAUAAGACAGGAAAAUCAUGCUCCGCGUGUCCCUCAAGUUAUGGAGGAUCAUGCAAUAAAAACCAGUGUGACUCCAGAUCAAAAUCCAAAAGAAAUGCAAGUGGUUUCAGAGGCUAA